Messenger RNA from Paralichthys olivaceus (Japanese flounder), 7498 nucleotides. RefSeq names its product leucine rich repeat containing 8 VRAC subunit Aa (gene lrrc8aa). NCBI's taxonomy places the organism in Eukaryota, Metazoa, Chordata, Actinopteri, Pleuronectiformes, Paralichthyidae. Gene Ontology annotation, molecular function: protein binding. The record is from RefSeq and is a predicted model, not a curated record.
UUCUGUGGAGCCGCUCGGCUGCUGCCGUCCACUGCUGCUGUUUUCUCCCCCGUCACCGUCGCUCUGGCCCGGCUUCCGACCCGCGUCCGACCCGCAGCCACAACCGCAAAGAGCCGUCAGAGACAUGUGUCACCCGUGUGCGGAGGAGGCGACUGACCGCAGCAGUAAUAACACAGAUAAACCAUCAUGAUUCCCAUCACAGAGCUCCGGUACUUUGCUGACACCCAGCCAACAUACCGUAUCCUGAAGCCAUGGUGGGACGUUUUCACCGACUACAUCUCGGUCAUCAUGCUGAUGAUUGCAGUGUUCGGUGGUACACUGCAGGUCACGCAGGACAAGAUGAUCUGCCUGCCUUGCAAGUGGGUGGUCAACAAGUCAUGCGAGACCAUGCCCGUUGCUAACAUGACCAUCCCCCUGGAACCCAAAGGCAUUCAGUAUGACCUCGACCGCCAUCAGUACAAUUAUGUCGAUGCCGUCUGCUACGAGAACGAGCUACAUUGGUUUGCCAAAUAUUUCCCUUAUCUGGUGCUACUCCACACUCUCAUCUUCCUGGCCUGCAGCAACUUCUGGUUCAAGUUUCCACGCACAAGCUCAAAACUGGAGCACUUUGUCUCCAUCCUCCUCAAGUGCUUUGACUCCCCGUGGACAACAAGGGCUUUGUCCGAGACCGUGGUGGAGGAGAGGGAUCCCAAACCUCUCGGGAAAAUGAAUGGUUCGAUGGACAAGAAGGCCUCCUUCGUGAGUGAGGAUGUUGAGGCUAGCGUGCCCAUGCUUCAACGAACAAAGUCUAGAAUUGAACAAGGAAUUGUAGAUCGCUCUGAAACUGGUGUGUUGGAUAAAAAAGAAGGAGAGCAGGCUAAGGCUCUGUUUGAGAAGGUGAAGAAGUUCAGGAUCCAUGUAGAGGAGGGUGAUAUAGUCUACCGUCUUUACAUACGGCAGACCAUCAUCAAAGUAAUCAAAUUCUUACUGAUAAUUAGCUACACAGCCUACUACGUACAAUACAUCAGGUUCAGUGUGGUGUGCACGGUGAACCUUCAGAAGCUGACAGGGUACAGCACAUUCUCUUGUGCCCAUCCGUUGGCGACACUUUUCAAGAUUUUGGCCUGUUUCUACAUCAGCUUGGUUGUGGUUUAUGGUUUUAUCUGCAUGUACACUUUGUGUUGGAUGGUCAGCCGCUCCCUCAAAAGAUACUCCUUCGAAUCAAUCCGGGAGGAGAGCAGCUACAGCGACAUCCCUGACGUGAAGAACGACUUUGCCUUCAUGCUACACAUGAUAGAUCAGUAUGACCCUCUGUACUCCAAGCGCUUUGCUGUGUUUCUGUCAGAGGUGAGCGAGAACAAGCUGAGGCAGCUGAACCUGAACAACGAGUGGACGUUGGAGAAGCUGAGGCAGCGCAUCACCAAAAAUUCCCUGGAGAAGCUUGAGUUGCAUCUGUUUAUGCUCAGCGGGAUCCCAGACACAGUAUUCGAUCUGAUAGAGCUGGAGGUGCUCAAGCUGGAGCUCAUCUCAGACGUAACGAUUCCACCAAUCAUUGCCCAACUUUCCAACCUGAGAGAGAUGUGGCUUUACCACACCCCAGCUAAAAUUGAGGCCCCAGCUCUGGCGUUCCUCAGGGAAAACCUAAAGUCCCUCCACAUCAAGUUCACUGACAUCAAGGAAAUCCCUCUGUGGAUCUACAGCCUGAAGAACCUAAGUGAGUUGCACCUGACUGGGAACCUGAGUGCCGACAACAAUCGUUUCAUUGUCAUCGAUGGACUUAGAGAGCUGAAAAGGCUCAAAGUGCUACGUCUGAAGAGCAACCUUACCAAGCUCCCGCAGGUAGUGACAGAUGUGGGCGUUCACCUCCAGAAGCUCUCCGUCAAUAACGAGGGCACCAAACUGAUGGUGCUCAACAGCCUGAAAAAGAUGGUCAACCUGACAGAGCUUGAGCUUGUUCGCUGCGACCUUGAACGCAUCCCUCACUCCAUCUUUAGUUUGCACAAUCUGCAGGAGAUUGACCUGAAGGACAACAAUUUGAAGACCAUAGAGGAGAUCAUCAGCUUCCAGCACCUGCAUCGGCUUGUGUGUCUGAAACUGUGGUACAACCAGAUCGCCUACAUUCCUAUUCAGAUCGGAACACUCACCAACCUGGAGAGGCUGUACCUCAACAGGAACAAGAUCGAGAAAAUCCCCAGUCAGCUUUUCUUCUGUCGCAAGCUGCGCUUCUUAGACCUGAGUCACAACAAUCUGACUAGCAUCCAUGCUGAUGUGGGCUUCCUCCAGAACCUGCAGUACUUCGCUGUGACAGCAAACAGGAUCGAGACUUUGCCCCCAGAGCUCUUCCAGUGUAAGAAGCUGCGCACUCUGAAUCUUGGAAACAACUGCCUGCAGACGCUGCCGUCACGCUUCGGAGAACUCACCGGACUGACCCAGCUGGAGCUGAGAGGCAACCGUCUGGAGUGUCUCCCCGUUGAGCUCGGCGAGUGUCGGCUGUUGAAGAGGAGCGGCCUGGUGGUGGAGGAGGACCUGUUCAACACGCUGCCGUCAGAAGUCAAAGAGCAGCUCUGGAGGGCCGAUAAAGAGCAAGCAUGAGCCAAACCUCUGUAGUGAACUGUCAGGAGAGAAGUUGGAUUUGAGGGCGAAAAAACAAACAAGGGUUGGUUUUGUUUAUAAAGCAAGUGAAACCUUGGUUUGAGGUAUGCAGCAUUGUUUGCCAUGAGGGUUCAGACAAGUGAUGAGGCUCUCCUGACAGGAACUGUGAAAGCAUAGACGACGGAUUUCAAGACCUCCAAGGAAAAAUUGUCGUAAUCUCAUCCAACCUUGGUGAUGAAGUGGAAUUUCAUCCUAAAUAACUGUAAGGAUUCAAGCAGGUGACGUCAAAUAUGCAUGCCACAGGUGGUGGACCUGUCUCAAGCAAACGUUUUUUUUUUUGGAAAGAAACCAGAAGAAAACUUUGCACAACUCAGCCUUGCCAUUGAGCUCAACAUGCUCACGAUCACUUUGUUGCCGGCUGUGGGAUACAUGCAUAAACUGAACAUGCUCAAAGCAGCGUUUAUCCUGCCAUUCCUCUGGCCUUGUGACUCAACAUUUCACUUUUGAAAUUUUUACAAUCACAUUUGCAGUUGUGAUGCAGUGAGACAACUAAACACUGACGGAUGUUGGAAAAAAAUGAACCAAUGUGUUGAUUUUGGUCUUUGGCCCUCGUCAGGCUCUCGAACAAAAUGACUCAGUGAUGAAGAUCAACAGAUCUCACAGCUUAGGCCUUAAUUUACAAAGAAAAGCUGUCAGAUAUUCAGCGACAACAAAUGAGAACAAAUUCUACAGAACAAUGUCUGAAUACCCUGCGGUAGUUGAUUUAUGUCAGCCUGUGGGCAGGUUCUAGUUGAGCUGUAUUCACUGAGCAGUGGAGACAGACAUCACAGCAAGGCAACAGAAUUCUGUCUACCGGUCAACAUUCUGAUUGAGGUUUUAUACUAUUACAUGAAAGCAAAUCUAACAGGUUGAGCCAAUCAAUAGGUUUGUGUGAGAACAAAAGGGGAAGUCCUGGAAAGACUAAUUUGCAAUACAAAGUUCUCCUAUCUGCCAAUUUUCCCUUUUUGUCAGUCCCCAAACCAUCUCCUAUAACGUGGUAUCUCUGGUUACAUCAACACUACUAAGUUUUUAUUUGAAAAUGCAUCAAAAACCUUUCCACAGGCUAUUUCCUGGGAAAGUUUAUUAAGAGUUUUACACAUAUAACUGUUAAUUAAUGUAAAACAGUUUGUCUUAGCACAGACAUAGUGUCAUGUAGAAAAAGAGGAAACUUGAUGUAGGUACAUUAAGACAAUAUCCACAUAAAAAAAUUAAGUCAAACUAUUUUCUUCAACAGGGGCUGUGGUGAAGAAAUGCCCCAUUCCUGUUCAUUUAGCUUCACGCUGCAUCAUGUCGUACUUAUGCAUGUGAAGCUGGCUUUAUUUUAUUUUGCAUGACUAAACAUCACAUUCUUAACAGAUGUGUCUUAAUAUUUAUGUGAGAUGGGCGUUGUUGAAACAAACUGAAAAAUGUAUUUUGAUUCUAAGAUACACAAUUUGGUGCUUUAAAUGCUACCACACUCUGCUUUAUGAUUGGGCCUCUGAAUCAGGCUUUAAAGUGAUUUGGUUUAAUGUUGAGUAACAACUUAAUUUAAUGAAUUUGUUUAUUUUUUGCCUGUAUAUGACAGUUAGUGAAGAGGCAGAGAGGAAACAGAGAAGAGAGGGGGUAUUACGUGAAUCAAAGGUCCCUGAGCACAACCAAACAAUAGAUGAUGUAGUAAUGUGUCAUGCACUGUCACUAGAAUGAGGCUACAUCCAAACAUUAACAUUGAAAAUGCAUAAACCUUUCUAUGGAUACACCUGCCGUCCACAUUAUUCCAGAGUUCUAGAGCCACUAAAACAGAGAAGUUUGGAAACACUGCUGGCCCUGUUUUGGUUUGAAAACUCUAGGGCUGUGUUUUGGUCCAAAUGGGCAGAAACAGGGAUGUUUGGAAACAAUGACGUAGACCCUCACAACCGCUUCCUGGUUAGGUUGCCUUCGUUGAUUGGUCAGGCUCCUAUCCCAAGAUUCAACGAACCAAUAAAACCGUUGUUGUAUGGACGUAACCUAGGAAAGGAUUUUAAGGUCAUUAUGGGACAUACACCUGUCGUCAAACAUAAGUGACCUUUGUUCAAUUGAAGACAUGUUGCUUCACUGACCAGAUGAGAAUUACACAAUGUCCCUGAGCUCACACUGUUUGCUGUCGCUGUAUUAAAGCCACAGAGACACAAACAUUUAGAAAACUCCCCGUCACAGUUAAUUUCCUUGUUGACAUUUUCAAAGUAAUGCGAGCUUGCACAAUAAAAGGAGCAGAAAUCAAGGUACUUUCUAUGCUUAGCGUGAACUAUGACCCCUUCAAUGAUUAUUGCUUAUACAGCUCCCCCAAGUGGAUGAACUGUUGACGUGAGAGAUGGCAGUCGUUAGUAGCUGCCAGGUACUGCCUGUCUCAAAAAGACAAGUGUUGACGUUAGUGACUCAAGUGCCCAGUUGUUUGCAUGCUAGCCAUCGUGUUUAUCCUCCUCAGUUCACUCCAGUGCUUAUGUUGAAUCAAGAGCAAAAUGAGGACAAGCAGGAAAUUGCAGAAUGAAGGAAACUGCUUUUACAUGACCUACACAAGGGAAACAUUUAUUUGCAAGGAGAGUAUGCAGAAUAUGUGAUUUCAUGGUGCGUGCUGCAAAUUAGUGCAACAGCGCUUUGUGUGCUUGAAACACUUUUCUUGUUUAGGCGUUGGAUUUAAUAGCAUCAUUUGGUGUAUUCCUGCCAUGUUUACUUCAGCCAGGCGUCUCUUGUUGCUAAUAUGGCAUUUCAUUUUUACAAGCCGUACGCCCCCGGUAAUGAUCAUAAACAUCACAUCCAUGAGUUGUUGUUUCUCAUGUGAAAACAUAUAGCCUGUAAUUUUUCACAUCUUUGUUUUACGCAUAUCAGUCAGUAUGGUUUGAGCUGUUAUUGUUACCAGCUGUUUAUUUAUGUUUUUUCAUUUUAGCCAUGUAAGAGUUUCAAGUGAAGUCUCACGGUAAUAACACGACUGCACCUUUGUUAACAGUGAAUCUCGUUUCACUGAGGCCUUAGCUGAAUCCAAAUGUCCUUCUAGAGGUCACAGGAGAAGUGCUCCAACACAGUCUUAAAAGUACAGUCGUGUCAGCUCGAAUGUGUUGACUAGCAACCGGUUUUAAAGGUCGCAGACAGCAUGGAGUGUAAAGAGGAACAGCUCUCAGCUUCUCCUGCAUGUGCAACAUUUAAAAAAAUGUUUAAUGUCCGCUUUGGAGUUUCUGCUCUGGUUUCAUUUUUACAGUGCCAAGUUAGAGCAAGAACAAGUUUUUCCCUACAUACCUGCAGAUAGUGUCUGUUAACCUGUUGGAUGCUAAUGCAAAUAAUAAUUGAGGUAUUGGGCAUUAAACUGCAAAUAUAUGUACCUCUUAUAGGGCUGUAACAUGGCUGUAAUCAUGCUGACCCUCCUGCAGUGCACCAUAGUGUCAAACUAGGACGUUCAGAUGUUGUUUUUAUGUGUCUUGGCCUUAACUUUCUGGUCAUGUUAUUAUCAAUUGAAUUGUCAAGGCUAUAUUUACUUUUUUCCAUCCUUAUGUUUUUUAAGGAGAAGUUCUGACAUAUACCCAACUUUAGAUUCAUUCUUGUCUAUUACUCUGGAAAGUUCAGAAGUGUCAUAGAAGUGUUUCUCAGGGCAUCGCUGGGAUCUUAUUCACACCACAUCAUAAUAUUUGGAUUUGCUCAAAUAGUCACAUAUAUCAUUCCCUUUUCCAUUUCACCUUGGUCGUGGUCAGUCUACGUCACUAUCCUGACACAUCUGUAGUUUGGAUUUAUAUCCACAAAUAUUUCGUUGAUUACUCUGCGCUCCAGAGCUAUGAGAUCACUCGUGUGCGGUCCCUCACAGUCACUUCCCUCUGAGUCACGAGUGGAGCACAUUUAACCUGCGGCCCCAUUCCCUUUCCUGCAUGUCAGCGACAGUGAAUUAGCACGAGUGUGUGACAUGAGGUCAGUCAUCCAUUUGUCGAGCAUUGAAAAGAGGAUGUUUUAGCAGAAAUGCCUCUCGGUGACAAAACAUUUGUAGCACCUGAGUAAGUUUCAUGUCCUAUUUAAACACAUUAAAUUACCACAAUCAACACAUUUAAAAGCUUUUUUUAUUCUGUGCAAAUGUUUUUCUUGUCACGUUUGCUUUCUGUUAAAUUUAAGUGAAACCAUAAAAUAUUUGUUUGUAAGUUAUGUAUGCCUUAAGUAGUGUAGUUUGUGUGAAGCAGUGAAUUGAUCUGUUUCCGAGCCACAGAGGGUUUUUACGGAGGUUGGACAAUGAGUUGCUUUUUUUUCUUUGGCCUCAGCUCCUGCUCCUUAAAACAUUUCCAACUCUUGACAAUCAUUAUACUGUAAACGGAGGUGAGCUCACCUUCCAGUGUGCAUGGGCAUUGUGCAUAACACCUCACAUCAUCUGUAAUAUCUGUAAUGUUUCUGAGGAGUGAUUGUUUUUAGACAUUAACAAUUUCACUUGAAAUCAAAUUCAAAAAUUAAACUGCCAUGAUUGCAUUGACAUCUAAUCUCUACCUAUGUAUAAAAUGUUUUUAAAUACAUGAUUGUAUUUACUAUGUAUGAAAUCCAUCUGCAUUUUGACGCCUGUAGGUCAGGGAUCUGUGAAAACAGUUGGUUGGUUUCAGGUUUCGUAUCCAUAUCAUUUCAAAGCAUGAGUUGCUUGAUGCUGAACUUGUGUGCAUUAUAGUCAUAGUGUAAACGGCCCACGUAAGCCCGAGCAACAGUCAUUGCUGAAUUCUAAGCCUGUAAACUGGAUCAAACAUGUGACAAGUGUGAGAAGGCCUUCAAUAAUUAAUUGUUGCCAUGUGGCUCGGACACUGGCUUUUUAAGCGUGACGUCUGUAUGAAUGAACAAAUGAACUUUUGAUUUCAUAAUGUUCCGACCCUACUUUUGUACUGUUGAUGAUGAAAUAAACACUGAAUUCUGUCACAUAGAA